UCAGAAUCGUUGGUUUCGGGCAGCGGCGGCGACGAUAGGAAGGAGAAGUUUCCCGUUUUCGAGCCAGCCGCUGCCGAAGGAGCUUCUCACGCCCCUUCCCCCUGCGUGUUGAGAAGAAGGGGGCGCCCAGAGGACGGCGGAAGACCCUCUCAGGUGAACGGUGACUUCGUUACCCGAGCGGCCGGCCGAGGCGGUCAUUCCAAGUUUUGAAAGAGGUGCAUCUGUCUCUUUAGUUCUGCGAGCCGCUCGUCAUGGUGACUGAAAAGGAAGUCGAGCUGAUUGGCAGGACGCUGGUGGACUCCAACCAACCGUUGAAGGCUCGCUUUCGAGCGCUCUUUACCCUACGUAACCUGGGGGGCCCAGCAGCUAUUGAAUGGAUCAGUCACGCCUUUGGAGACGACUCUGCCCUCCUCAAACACGAGUUGGCCUACUGCCUCGGCCAGAUGCAGGAUGAGAGAGCCAUUCCUGUCCUCGUUGACGUCCUCCAAGAUGACUCCCAGGAUCCCAUGGUCCGACAUGAAGCAGGUGAAGCCUUGGGAGCCAUUGGAAACCCCAAAGUGCUAGAUAUCUUGAAGCAGUAUUCCAAAGACCCCGUCAUCGAGGUAGCCGAGACGUGCCUGCUUGCCGUGAAAAGGCUGGAGUGGCUUCAGGAGCGCAAGGCCAAACCCGCUGUCAGCCCCUACUGCUCUGUAGACCCAGCGCCCCCAGCGGAGGAAAAAGACGUGGGGAAACUGAGGCAAGUCCUGCUGGAUGAGUCCCAGCCGCUGUUUGAGCGUUACCGGGCGAUGUUCGCGCUGCGGAACUUGGGGGGAGAAGCCGCCGUCCUGGCCCUUGCAGAUGGCCUCCGGUGCGGCAGCGCCCUCUUCCGCCACGAGAUCGCGUACGUCCUGGGCCAGAUGCAGCACGAGGCCUCCGUCCCGCAACUGACGGCGUCGUUGGAGAGUGUGGCCGAGAGCCCCAUGGUGCGCCACGAGUGCGCCGAGGCCUUGGGCUCCAUCGCCAAGGCCUCCUGCCUAGCCACCCUGCAGGCCUACACCCAGGACAAGGAGCAGGUGGUCCGCGAGAGCUGCGUGGUAGCCCUGGACCUGUACGAUUACGAGAACAGCCCCGAUUUCCAAUAUGCUGACGGACUGAGCCAACUAAAAUGCUUGGACUGAAGCGGGCCGGAGCAUCUCUCCUCUUGUCGCGCCUCCUACGUUGUUGUGGCCGGCAACGUUAAUAUCACUCGUCUCUCUGCAGCCUCAAUAACAGCGCCAGAAGUGGGGCCAAGGAAGAUCUUGUUGCCCUGGUGACUAGGUUGUUUCCCAUUCUCCUCUUAGUGGAGGGUGGUAUUACCUCCGUACUCAAUUUGACACAAUUUUGCACACACAAAAAGAAGCAAAACAAAUUGACUGGUGCGGGCGGGGUCCUCAUGCCUGUGGCAGCCCCUAAGGCAGUUUCUCCACCCAUCUGCCCUCUGGGAGCUCCCCCCUCACCCCACCCCACCCAUUUUCAGGUAAAUCUGGCGCAAUUUGUCAACCAUAAGCCAAAUCGCUGGCGCCCCAUUCCUCCUCCUGUCCACCCGCCCAGUUUGGCCAACACUUCCCAUAUGACUUAUUUAUUUCCAGGACAGUAAGGACUAGAAGCUUAGAAUGUUAACCCCUUUGGGCCUGAGCAGCAAAAGUGGGGUAAUUGUACCUGAAGGCUGCACCCAGCCCUGCUUUGGGUGGUGGUGCCAAGGCUGCUUGUGCCAAAAAGAAAGUCUUCCGGUGGUGACGGGGAUGCUCCGUCUCCGUCACGUUGACUUUAUCCUGUUGCCCAGAAAGGGGCAAGGAUGGACUCACCUAGUGUUUACUGCAUCACCCCCUUGGCAUACAGUUUAUUUGCUGCUUAGUGACCAGGACUGACAUUCAACCGUGGCAGUCCCCAGAGGCCUCGUAACUUUACAGAAAAGGGAGCGUUUGGCCCUCACACCUUAUGGGGACCCGCACACGGUGCCCUGGGGAAAGAACCAUUGGACUUUGAGCAGAACUCUUUUCCUGCACUGCAGGGGCUGCCUGGAGAGUGUUUAAACCAGCAGCUGUUUGGAAACACAUCCUGCAAUUUGAUCCCUUGCUCCAUCUGUUGCUUUAUUGGCAGGGCAUGCUGGGAGUUCUAGUGGGUGGGUGGGUAACGGCACUGGGGGCGGUGGAGGUACUUUCAUUGGUUGCGACGGACACUCAUGGUCCGAUGGGACCAUGAACUCUCACGCCAGUUCGGCCGGAGCCUCUCUGGUGAUUCCUCUGAGAGACGUUGACUGUAAAGUCCUGAUUUGUGUUUAAAACUGGAGAGCCAGGUGCUGGGAAAUAAAAAAAAAAGGCUCUCAUCAUCCACAA
Molecule: messenger RNA, 2354 nt
Organism: Elgaria multicarinata webbii
Lineage: Eukaryota; Metazoa; Chordata; Lepidosauria; Squamata; Anguidae
Gene: DOHH
Product: deoxyhypusine hydroxylase
Exons: 6
Coding region: 252-1157 (301 amino acids)
Biological process (GO): peptidyl-hypusine biosynthetic process
Molecular function (GO): deoxyhypusine monooxygenase activity
Source: RefSeq, a predicted model, not a curated record